Molecule: messenger RNA, 3890 nt
Organism: Parnassius mnemosyne (clouded apollo)
Lineage: Eukaryota; Metazoa; Arthropoda; Insecta; Lepidoptera; Papilionidae
Source: the annotation of a GenBank genome assembly
GAGAUGGUUAUCAAUUUGAAGAUACGAUUCGAUGUGAUAUGGAAGAAUUCGACGAAGUCCAGGCAGUUGGAGGCCGAUCUAGUGGCAUUUCAGUAAGAGAUUCGUUUGUUCAAUAUUUCAAUGGCCCUGGAGCGGUUCCUUGGCAAAACAGGAUGAUACAUUAAAUUAAGAAAUAAAAUAAUAAGUAAACUUACCAGCUUUGUUUUUUUCUUCUGGGCCUAAAUCAGCCCAAUGAGCAACCACUUCCUGUCCUAUCUCCAUCCAUAACUUCGCUUUUAAAGCCUGAUUGGCGUAUUCCUUCGACUUCACUUCAUAUAAAGGAGGUCUUUCUUGUACUUCAAUAAUAAAACGCUCCGUGUCGAACAUUUUGACGCGCCACUAGCCACGCAAGCGCACACACGAUGAGCGAGCGAGAAGGUCCCGCGCAGAAUGACGCAAUAUCGGAUAACCGCCCGUGUAGUUUUAAACGGCGGUUAACAGCGGCGGUUUGACGCUGCAUGCGGCGGUCGAAUUUCUACCGCCUGCAAACCGCGGCGGGAAACCGCGCAGUGUAGUUUGUGGCAUACAAUGUCCAUAUAAAAUUGAGUCUAGUGCGGUUCAGAAGCGGGUUCCCGCGGCGGCAGAACCGCCCGUGUAGUAUAGUUCUAACGCUCGGAGAGUGCGCGACCCCGGCGCAGUUCGUGCGCGCGAGGCGUCCACACUAUGGGAAUUCUGUUACAUUACAUGAUACAUUGCAGCAAUGUGGACCUCAAAUUCUUGCAUUGCAUGUUGCAUUACAUGUUGCAUUGCACCAAUCUGUACCCACUUUAACAGGCGCUCUGUGUAAAGUAGUAAACUGUCUGCUUAAGUUUCAAUAUAUACAACUCUUUAGAAAGGCCACAUUUAAAUUAUUUAGUAAAAGUUUGGGGUAAUGCAGCGACGUCCGAAAGGUCUUCAAACCAAACAAAAUAAAGUUAUGAAAGUCUUAUUUCAUUAUAAAUACCUAACACCGACUAAAACAAUUUACUCUAUUGCCAGAACCCAAUAUGGAAAUAAUAAUCUGAUGUAUGAAGGAGCUAAAUUACAUACUGUUAAUAAAUUACCUAAGGCCAUGUUAAAUCUGACAAUGAUUAUAUAAAUAAGCUUAAGCUAUAUGUAAUAGAAAAUAUAAUUUGCGUUAUUUUUUUAUUUAGUUUACCAACUUUAAUAGCUUAAGAUAUUCAUUUGUAAAUAAGUAAUAAUAUAAGUGAAACUUUGUAAUUUCUUUAGACAAUAAAUUUCUUUAAACCUAAAUAAGCUUGGCUUUCAGGCAUUUCUCUCAAUCAAUUAAAAAGUUAACCACCUGUUACUAUAAAACAUUUUCUUUAAAGCAAUGCUUAAGACAAAGUUACUCAUAUAUCAAAUGGUGGACGGCAGCAGCGGCAAAUAAUGUGACCGCGGCGCCUUUUGUUGACAGCAUACUUUCAUUCCAGAGUGACCAGCACAACACUACUCUUUCUACUAAGCCCUUAGCAUCAAACAAUCCUAAUAUAACAAUAUUUGGUAGUCUCUACUGUCAAAGUUAUCAAUUUAAUAACGUUACCGUAACAACACUAUUGAAAACUUUACAAUCUAUUGAUAUGUUAGCAAAUAUUUUAUCAACCAUUUUUGAGAGCCCGAUAAGUGUACGUUACGAUCAUAAGCCUCUUUAAAAAUUUGUUUUGGAGUUUUAUCGAUUUAAAAUCUAUAUUCUAUCAUAAUAUAUAAUUAUAAAAGUAUUAAGUAAUAAUGGCGGAAUCAUAUCUAGCAUGGGAUUUAUCAGUGCUAGAACACAGGCGUGUUAUGGUUAUGCGGCGGCAAAUCGCAUGUAACCGGCGCGAAAGUGAAAAUCCUUUGGAUUUAGAGGAUAGUGAAUUCUUGUACCUUUACAGAGUUACAAAAGAUAUGUUUAGCGAGCUCGUAGGUGCACUUAGGCCAUCUCUUCAAAAACAACGGCCGUACGGACUUUCUGUAGAGUCCCAAGUGAGUGUCAUCAUGUAAAUGCCUAUAUACCUUUAAAAACUAACGCUUUUUCGUUUGUAUUAACUCUUAGUUUCAUUUUCUUCUAAAUAGCUACUGACGGCACUUCGAUUUUAUGCAAGUGGGUGCUAUCAGCUACCUAUUGGCUUACAGUGGGGUUGCAGCAUGAGCCAAAAAUCGGUUAGCCGAGUAGUACAUGCUGUAACCGAAGCUAUUAAUGAAAAAUUAUUGAGAAAAUAUAUAAAAUUCCCUAUGACCCCUGAAGGGCGGCGAGCUGCUAAAGCAAAAUUUAGGAAAGCCCCACAGCCAUUUCCGGAUGCGAUAGGAGCCAUAGACUGCACACACAUAAAAAUUCUAGCUCCAAAGUUGCAUGAAGAGGCAUAUGUGAGCGGUCACCAUGAGGGACAUUCAUUAAAUGUACAAGUUGUAAGUUUAAUCUUCAGUAGUUAUUGUUUACCUAUUUAUUUGCUAGUUAAGUUUCAGGAGCGGUGCUGAAGCUUUUUAAAACAACUAAAUAUGUCUCCAUGAAAUUUACACUACAAUAAUGUAUUAUUGUAACAUAAUAGCUAUAUAUUUCAGUGCAAAACUGAUUUCCUUAACUAAGUGAUAACAUUACUAUGAUGAGAAUUGUAAUUAUAAUAAAUCUUAUUCUAAAUCCAAGGGCUUUUAUAGGAUGGUUAAAACAAGUCUGUUGACUGAAAAUAUGACACCUUGGUUUAACCAGCAAUAACAAUUAAUUAUAGUGGAGUCAGUGUCUUCUGUAAUGUUAUACUUCAUAACAUGUUUUCAGUAAUCCAAUAUCAACAGCUUAAUCAGCACAGUUCACAGUCAAACAUGUUAUUGUAAAAUUAUGGCUACUAGCAAUUAUCAUGUUUAUGAGUAAUCUAAUAUCAAAAUCUAAGUGAGAACAAUUUGGGAUCAACAGGUUUUAAGGCUAUUUAUAGACUGCAUAACUUGCUUUGAAAACAUGAACAAAGUAUCUUCCCCUUAUUAUUGAUAGUAAAAAUAGUCUUAUUAGAUACAUUUUACUCAGCAGUUUAGGUGAAAAAGUUUAAAUUAUACUAAUUAGUCUUAAGGGCUUAAAUUGUAAUUUUAUUGCACCUAGUUGUUACACUCUGGAACAUCAUCAUCAUCAAUAAUAAAUAAAUCUAUUUACUUAUUUAUUAGCACAAAUAGGUACACCCCUAAUUAAAAGUAUAUUUUAAAUUAUUUUAGGUGUGUGACCCAGACCUGUUAAUUUUGAACAUCAAUGCUAAAUGGCCAGGAGCCAGACACGAUGCUCACAUAUGGGCAAAUUCACCUGUACGCUCAACCAUGAAGCGACAUUUUGACAAUAGGGAUCGCCGUACAUGGUUACUUGGUGAUGAUGGAUAUCCUCUGGAGCCAUGGUUGAUGACCCCAAUAAAAAAUCAACACCUUGGGACGCCGGAGCGUAGAUACACAGAUGCUCAUGGUUCAGCCAGAAACAUCAUAGAAAAGAUGCUUUGGUGUGCUAAAGUCUGUUUUUAGGUGUCUGUCUCAUCAACGCCAGUUAAUGUAUGAGCCAUACACUGCUGGCCUAAUAGUAAAUGCAUGUGCAGUACUACACAACAUGCGUAUUAAAUAUAGAUUGCUGGAACCAUAUGUCACCACAUCCACAGAAAUCAUUGUUGAUAGCUAUAAUGAUGAUGGCUUGGAAGAUACAGGUAAUAAUGUUGUUUAGGUAAUAUUAGAUUAGACUUUGUUGUCUUAAUCUAAUAUUACCUUGUCGUGAAGCGACAAUUAAAAAAAAAAUAGAACCUAACCUAAGUACAACAAAACAACAAAAGUAGAGCCAGAAAACAAUAUAUUUAAAUUUAUAAAAGGUAUUUACAAUUUUAUAAAAAAAUGAAAUGAGGAUGAUGAUGAAUGAAGUGAGAGUACAAUUAGAUUAU